AUGACAUUCUUUAAUUUAAAAAAAACACCUGUUGCAUGCCUCGGUGCUCGAUGUUUUAUGGGAGUCUUUGGCGCUCAUUCAGAUGAUGGAUCACUUACAUUUGUAUUUCAACAUGAUAAUAAAUCUGGUCUUGAAAUAUUUGAUCGUUCAACAAAUGUUUGGCAUCCAGUUGAAGCUCGUGAUAAUAUGAUUGUAGUCAAUUUUGAAGAUGUUUUUUAA
This is a messenger RNA of Rotaria sp. Silwood2, 219 nucleotides long. Lineage: Eukaryota; Metazoa; Rotifera; Eurotatoria; Philodinida; Philodinidae. The record is from the annotation of a GenBank genome assembly.